AUGACGAGCGAGGCCGUGCGCAAAGAAGGGCGUGGUUGGGGCAGUUGGACUGACCACUCCUCAUACAUGUCCGGUGACAAUCACUUGAAUGGCGCAACUACUCGAGUGCACAAACGAGCGAUCGUGGAGGACAUCACCCCGGAGGAGGAAGAGCCUGAUGCGCUGCUGAUGCUGUUCCGACUCUCCGUCCCUGUUCCUAUCUUCUCAGUUGUCGCAUCCCUGUAUACCAUCUUCGGUCUGCUCUUCGUCCUCCUGGUGUCGCCCCUCCGUAUCUGUUCCUGCAUUCGAUACCUGCGGAACACGUCUUUCCGUGCUCAACUGUGCGACCUCUUAGUACCGCAGCUACACAUCCACGAGCGGAUUAUCUGCUUGCGCUGGUCAUCCAAGCGAUCGGCCUCCACCCAACCGAUUUAUGAUCCGGAGGGUUCUUUCCUGGACGAGCCACUGGAAUCAUACACCAUUGGCGGGUUGAUCUCGGUGCUGCUCUUGUCGCCCUUCUUCUCGAUCGCGAUUUUGCUGCCAGCCUGGAUCGCCGCUUUUUUCUGGAUCUUCUCCAUGGUCAUGGGUAACCCGGACGGCACGGAGCGUAAAGACGACGGGCGGGCCGCGGUCCUCGGGGUCAGCCGCUGGUGGCACUUGUGGCUGGGGAAAGCCCGGAAGUCCCCUUCUUAA
Messenger RNA from Aspergillus saccharolyticus JOP 1030-1, 672 nucleotides. RefSeq lists its product as uncharacterized. Lineage: Eukaryota; Fungi; Ascomycota; Eurotiomycetes; Eurotiales; Aspergillaceae. The record is from RefSeq and is a predicted model, not a curated record. The transcript is spliced from 2 exons. Bases 1 to 672 code for a protein of 223 amino acids.